AUGGAUGACUGUGAUAUAGAAGACGCGUUGUUCUCUGACAUUUCAGAACUUAGUGAACUUCAAUACUCUGGAAGUGAGUAUGUUCCAUCGGAUUCUGUGACUAGUGAAUCAGAAGAUGAAGUUACGGAGGACGAAGAUGAAACGAUAAAUACAACUGCACUAUUGUCCUCUGUAAGUAAUUGUGUAAACACUGUAAAUAGUUUAGGUGCCAGUAUUCAAAACUAUGGUCAGGCUAAUGAUAACCGACCUGGACCAUCACAUACUAUAUCUCCUGCAUCUAAUGAAUCUACUGUGGAUAAUGCAAAUGAUGUAGGUAUUCAAAACAAUGGCAGGCCUAAUACCAACGAACCUGAACCAUCACGUUCUACAUCUCCUGCAGUUGAUGAAGCUACUGGUAGUGAUAACUGGAGUGACUGUACAUUAACUGAGAGGGAUUUCCCUUUCACUGGAGAAGAGGGUUUGAUGUAUGACUUUGAUAGAAGUGAUCCCAUGACAGUUUACAGGCAGUUUUUUACUGAUGAGGUUUUACAGUUAAUAGUAACUGAAACCAACAGGAACGCUCGUAAUUACUUAUCAAGUCAUGAGGUAAGAAGACGAUCUCUAAUGAGAAACUGGUUAGACUGUGACGAGAUAGAAAUUAUGAAGUUUUUUGGAAUCAUUUUGAUAAUGGGAAUAUGCCCUCUUCCACAACUCAGACUGUAUUGGUCCAAGAAUAAACUUUUUGAAAAUGAAGUAAUUAAAAAAACCAUGAAAAGGGACCGUUUUGAGGCAAUUCUCAAAUGCCUCCAUUUUUCUAACAAUGAGGAAGUAGCAGAAACAGAGCCAAGGCUUGCCAAAAUUAAGAAAAUUGUUGAUAUGCUGAACAAAAAUUUUCAAUCAGUUAUGAAGCCAGGAGAAAACAUCGUCAUCGACGAAACAAUUGUGCAUUGGCGUGGGCGCCUUCAUUUUAGGCAAUACAACCCCAACAAGACACACAAGUAUGGAAUCAAAGUGUACAAGUUGUGUUCUGGUGAAGCAUACACGUACAAUUGUAAAAUGUAUGCAGGUACAAAUGAUAUUACAGGGAAUGAAGGACAUGCACAGAAAAUAAUACUUCUGUUAGCUUCUGAUUUGUUGCUUCAGGGUCGCACUAUAUUUGCCGACAACUUCUAUAAUUCUGUUCCUCUCGCAGAAUUUCUUCUCCACAAAAGAACAUACUUAUGUGGCACCCUUCGUGCAGACAGGGUCAAUAAUCCAAAAGAGCUCGUCAAGAAAAAUAUCAAAAGAGGCGAAGUAUCUGCUCUUCAAAACGAAAGGGGAGUCAAAGUUAUACUCUGGAAAGAUAAAAGGCGUGUCCUCAUGAUUUCUACCCGUGCAGAAGACCAAGGGAUUUUAAAAGACACUGGUAGAAAAAAUAGCAAAGGACAACCUAUUUUAAAGCCGUCGGCAGUGCUGGCAUACAAUGGAGCCAAAAAGGGAGUUGAUGUUCCUGACCAGCUGUCGUCGUAUUAUACCCCUCUCAGAAAAACCAUUCGGUGGUACAUGAAAGUAGCAUUUGAGCUUCUUCUUGGCACAUGCGUGGUUAAUUCACUUGUAGUAUACAACCACGGUAAACCUAAAAAGGACCAUAUGGACAUGUUAGGCUUCCGGUUAGCACUUAUAAGUAAAAUGAUUGCUAGCCCAGUGACCAACAGAAUACAAACACCGGCUCUGCGUGCACCAGAUGGAGAAGUAAGAAGGCGGCCUUUGUUGACCCACAAACUAUCUCAGCGGGAAGGACCUGCCCGGACUUCUCGCAAAAGAUGUCUGCCGUGUUAUAGUGAACUGGCCGACAGACUUGGAACUAGUAAGGCGAGGAAGAAAGCAAGAAAAGUCACUACAUUUUGCAACGAUUGUCCUAAUUCUCCUUCUAUGUGUAUCUUAUGUUUUAACUCUAAGCACAAGUAA
Homalodisca vitripennis (glassy-winged sharpshooter) is the source of this 1926-nucleotide messenger RNA. RefSeq names its product piggyBac transposable element-derived protein 4-like. The transcript has a single exon. Bases 1 to 1926 code for a protein of 641 amino acids. The record is from RefSeq and is a predicted model, not a curated record. NCBI's taxonomy places the organism in Eukaryota, Metazoa, Arthropoda, Insecta, Hemiptera, Cicadellidae.